GGAGGCAAUGAGGUGCACAGAUCUGAAGGUCAGAGGAGCACUCUGCACUGUGGGAGGCCUGACAUGCUUCCAUGUAAUCUUGAAUUUUGGUUCCUUUUUACCUCUUUAACAGCAGAGCUAAGAAGGGGAUGGGGCUGGGUUCUGGCAGAGAAGUGACGAGGGAAGGGGAGUGUCCCGCUGAUGUCAAAGACGACUCCUGGCUCACCUCUACCUCAGUUUCCCCCACAGAUGGCUUUUCCCAGCCGCAGGUCCGUAAACCUCAAGACUCUGGCCUGCCUGCUGGCGGGCAUGAGCUUCUUGGCACUGCAGCAGUGGCUCCUCCAAGCCCCGGGGUCCCAGCAGCAGCAGGAGGAGAGGCGGGACGGCCCCACCGAUGCGGCCGCCACGCAGCCCGCGGUGCCCUACCCGGGACCGGGACCGCAGUGCGCGGCCAACUCUUCGGCGAGCACCACGGCCGACUUCGAGCAGCUGCCCGCGCGGAUGCAAGACUUCCUGCGCUACCGCCACUGCCUCCGCUUCCCGCUGCUCUGGGACGCGCCGGCCAAGUGCGCGGGCGGCCGCGGCGUCUUCCUGCUCCUGGCCGUGAAGUCGUCGCCCGCGCACUACGAGCGGCGCGAGCUCAUCCGGCGCACGUGGGGGCAGGAGCGCAGCUACGGCGGGCGGCCUGUGCGCCGCCUCUUCCUGCUGGGCACCGCGGCCCCGGAGGACGCGGCGCGCGCCGAGCGGCUGGCGGCGCUGGUGGCGCUGGAGGCGCGCGAGCACGGCGACGUGCUGCAGUGGGCCUUCGCCGACACCUUCCUCAACCUGACACUCAAGCACGUGCUCCUGCUCGACUGGCUGGCGGCGCGCUGCCCGCACGCGCGCUUCCUGCUCAGCGGCGACGACGACGUCUUCGUGCACACCGCCAACGUGGUCAGCUUCCUGCAGGCGCAGCCGCCCGACCGCCACCUCUUCACCGGGCAGCUCAUGCACGGCUCCGUGCCCAUCCGGGACAGCCGGAGCAAGUACUUUGUGCCGCCGCAGCUCUUCCCGGGGCCGGCCUACCCUGUGUACUGCAGCGGCGGCGGCUUCCUCCUGUCCAGAGCCACGGCCAGCGCCCUGCGCACGGCCGCCCAGCACACGCCGCUCUUCCCCAUCGACGACGCCUACAUGGGCAUGUGCCUGGAGCGCGCCGGCCUGGCGCCCAGCGGCCACGAAGGCAUCCGGCCCUUCGGCGUGCAGCUGCCCGGCGCCCAGCAGCCCUCCUUCGACCCCUGCAUGUACCGCGACCUGCUGCUGGUGCACCGCUUCGUGCCCUACGAGAUGCUGCUCAUGUGGAAGGCGCUGCACAACCCCGCGCUGAGCUGUGGCCAGAGACGCAGGGUCUCCUGAGGCCGGGUGCGCAGCUGGGUGGUUGAGCGGCCUCAGCCCCCAGGCCGCACCACGGGAGGGUGUCCGUGCUGAGAACGCCUCUCUCCUGCCCUGGCUACCUUCUGUCCUGCCACCGGCUAUGUGCAUCUGAACCCUGGCUGCGCAUUGAAAUCAGCCGGCGAGGUGGGGGUAGGGAGGUGGGAAAUACCUACGUACUGGCCCAUCGCCAGAGUUUUGGUUUUAUUGGUCUGGGUGGCCCCAGACAUGUAGGUAUUUUUUAAGUUCCUCAGGUGAUUCUAAUGUGCAGCGAGGCUUGCGGGCCACCGAGCUAGGAACGCCUGUUCGUCCUUGCAAACCAGCUCCAGUGCCCCUCUACCAGCCUUCCGGUACACCUACCUCCCGCACUGCGGUCGUUGUGCAGUGGGGCAAGUGCGGUACAAAUACGAGUUGCCGUUUCCGUGGUCUCCUCUGCAGACGCUGGAGCGGGAGCUGGGCUGACAGUCGUCAGAUGGAUCCCGUCCCAGAGACCAGCCGUCACUUGUGGCGGAGGGGCAUCUGGCAGCCUUCCUCCCCCCACUGCCUCAGGACCCCUGCGAGGUCAAAAUCCACGCUGCAAAGUGGAAAUCUGCGCCCCAGUCGGGACAGUGACUAAUCCAGAGCCACGUGGACAUUCGUGGACAACACACUAUCUGCAGUCCCAUCCACACUCACCCUGACCAAAGCUAUUGGCUGUUCGGGUCCUACCCAUGCACACCUGCCGGCCAGCACCCACUCGCAGGCCGCAAAGACAGGCUCCUUGCCAGGGUCAGGGCCUGGGGCAGUGGCCUGGGAGGACCACGGUGGGGGCUGGGGAAGCCUGUGGAGGCCAGCGUGCAGAACCGUGUCUAACGGUGGGGGCAUGUGAGACUGUGGUGGACAACAGUCAGGGAGUGUCAGGGGUGGCUGGAGGGUCUGCAGUGGACAGUGACAGGGGCUCUGAGGACCAGACAGUGGUCCUGACCUCCAGCAGCUGCCAGUCAUCUUGGUAAAGUAGGCAAUCAAGCAGCUUAAGGGCAGCCAGAAAUGUGUGUGACCAAGGUCCCGACUAUGCAAGACAGAUGAGAAGAUCUCAACUUUCAAGGAGGAAGGAGGCUGGGCAAACGCCUUUCCCCACCUUCUGGACGAAGCCCAGACUCCUCAGGCAGCACUUGAGCUUCCUGCAGCCUGGCUUUUACUCACCUCUCCAUCCUUAUCCUCGCCGUUCCUCCCCACUGUCGGAUCCCAUCCAGGCCGACCACUUGCGGCACCCCUGCUUUGUCGGGCUCUCUCCUGCCUCCCCAUCUUUGCACAAGCUCUGACCUGGUUACCUAAAUGUCCCCCAACCACCACCACCAUCCCUGUCUCUCAUAUCAUUAGGAAGCCUGUGAUGGAGGCCACUAGCUGGCCACCAAAUCUGCCACUCCCACCUCCUGAGCACGCACCUAGGCUACAUUGCCUGCCUCCCUGCCCCGCCCGCAGUUAGCUGUGGCCAUGUGAGGGGGCUCCCUCCAGCAGCCGUGAGUGGACAUGAGGAGCACCACCCCUGGCCCCAGGCCCACCUGUGCUCACUUCCCCCUUCCCCUGGGCUGGAACAUGGAUGCACUAUUGACCCAGCUCUGACUUUGCAGGUGAGGACAACUCUCCAGGCCUAAGCCAGGGCUCCCCAACUAUGAGCAUUUUGAGCGGGGCAGUGGUUUGUUGUGGGGGACUAUCCUGUGCAUUGUGAAACAUUUAGUAGCAUCCCUGUCCUCUACCCACUAGAUACAGGUAUCACACCUGAGUAAUGACAACCAAAAGCAUGUCCAGGCAUUGCCAAAUUCACCCUGGUCAGAGCCACUGGCCUAGAGGAGAGCAGGAAACCGUGAAGGUUUCUGUGUUACUGCGCAGGGCAGAGCUGGCGGGGCUGACUUGGAAUGCUCAGCUCAGACUACUGAGGAAGACAAUAAACUUUUAUGUAUUUUGA
Messenger RNA from Microcebus murinus (gray mouse lemur), 3331 nucleotides. It is a transcript of the gene B3GNT6, whose product is annotated as UDP-GlcNAc:betaGal beta-1,3-N-acetylglucosaminyltransferase 6. Gene Ontology annotation, molecular function: UDP-glycosyltransferase activity; galactosyltransferase activity. Gene Ontology annotation, cellular component: Golgi membrane. The record is from RefSeq and is a predicted model, not a curated record. Gene Ontology annotation, biological process: poly-N-acetyllactosamine biosynthetic process; protein O-linked glycosylation. NCBI's taxonomy places the organism in Eukaryota, Metazoa, Chordata, Mammalia, Primates, Cheirogaleidae.